CACAUCCGGCUACAUGGCAAUCGUUCUUUCUGUCCCUGGAAGCGGCACAGACAUCUUCGCCGCUCAAAUCGGUCAAGUAAAGAGAAAUCACGUUCAACAUCAUUUUAAUCAGGGACUGAAAGGUCAUUAACUAACAUCAAAUAUGACUUACGGAGCUAUGUCAAACGGUUACCACAAUGGGAACUAUCGUGGUGGUAACAAGGCCCCAAGAAGGAUGGGAGGAUAUGGAGGAAGUAACAGCACUAGUAACGGACAUUUCGGGAAUCGUAACAACCAAAAUUCUAAGAGCAGUGCUGGCACUAAUCUGAGAAAGCCAAAUUGGAAUUUUGAAAGUUUAAAACCAUUCAAGAAAGAUUUUUAUGUACCUCAUAAUAAUGUACAAGGACGUCAUCCACGAGAAGUGGAUAUAUUUAGACAAGAAAAUCAGAUUACUUUGAAAGGAGAGAAGGUUCCUAAUCCUAUUCAGCAUUUCGAAGAGGGAAAUUUCCCUGAUUAUGUAAUGGAAGGUAUUAGAAAACAAGGAUUCAAUGAACCGACUGCUAUUCAGGCGCAAGGAUGGCCAAUUGCAAUGUCUGGUCAGAACAUGGUUGGAAUAGCACAAACUGGAUCUGGAAAGACUCUGGGGUAUAUUUUACCGGCGAUAGUACACAUUAACAGUCAACAGCCACUAAACCGUGGGGAUGGGCCAAUCGCUCUCAUUCUUGCACCAACCCGAGAACUAGCGCAACAGAUUCAAACUGUUGCUAACGAUUUUGGUUCCUUGUCAUAUGUAAGGAAUACCUGUAUCUUUGGUGGUGCACCAAAGGGAAGCCAGGCGCGCGAUUUGGAACGGGGAGUCGAGAUCUGUAUUGCUACGCCUGGACGAUUGAUUGACUUUUUGGAACGUGGCACAACCAAUUUACGUAGAUGUACCUAUUUGGUAUUGGACGAAGCCGACAGAAUGUUAGACAUGGGAUUCGAGCCACAAAUUAGAAAAAUUAUUGAGCAAAUCAGACCUGACAGACAAGUUCUUAUGUGGUCCGCAACCUGGCCGAAGGAGGUUAGGAAUCUUGCAGAGGAAUAUCUUACAAAUUACACGCAGUUGAACAUUGGAUCCUUAACAUUAGCUGCCAAUCACAACAUUCUUCAAAUCGUCGAUGUUUGUCAGGAACAUGAAAAAGAGUCAAAAUUGGGAAAUCUUCUUCAGGAAAUUGGUAAUGUUAACGAAGAUGGUGGAAAAACUAUCAUUUUUGUAGAGACAAAGAAAAAGGUGGAGAAUAUCACCAGAAAUAUUCGUCGCUAUGGAUGGCCUGCAGUAUGCAUGCAUGGUGACAAAUCGCAACAAGAACGAGACCACGUUCUUAGAGAAUUUAGGAACAACAAAGGUUCAAUUCUUGUAGCAACGGACGUUGCUGCUCGUGGAUUGGAUGUCGAUGAUGUAAAGUACGUGAUCAACUUCGAUUAUCCGUCGUCAUCUGAAGACUACAUCCAUAGAAUUGGCAGGACCGGCCGUUCAAAUUGUACAGGAACCAGUUACGCGUUCUUUACACCGCAGAAUGGUCGCCAGGCUAAAGAUUUAAUUAAUGUACUUAAAGAAGCUAACCAAGUAGUCAAUCCAAAGUUGUCUGAACUCGCGGACCGAAGCGGAAAUUACGGUAGCCGAAAUCGUUGGGGAUACAGUAGCCGAGGAAGAGAAAACAUGUUCUCCGCGAAACAUAAACGAUUCGAUAUGGGAAGAAGUUUCGACUAUUCCAGUUGAUUUGUUUCUCGACUUAACGAUCACAUCUCUCAAUAAGUGAACUUCUUGGAGAUCUAUAACUUCUCACAAUUUUUAUUUAAUCUGUGAUUAGAGAAAGUUCUCCAUGCAGGUUGCAUUAUUAUGUCUUAGUUAUGUGCUCGGAUAACACUUUAUGUUAUUUUUAUUUAUGAUUGUUAGUGGUAGUGUAAAAGAAUUCAGGAAACACGGGAGAAAACAUCUUGACAAAUUUAAGUUAUACAAUAUUUUAUACUUCUUUUUUCACUCGUAGAGACGCGCAGAAAUGAAAAAGUAAGUAAACGGUAGUUAAUUGCUGCUUGAAGAUAUUAAGUACAAGAAAUACUUACUAGAAAGCUGAUCAUGACAAUCUUGGAAAAUCAAAUUUAAAUUAUAAAAGGCUUUCAUAAACUCAUUUCAUUAAGAAUCUGUUACAAUGGUCUAUUUCAAUUAUACGUUUCUGAAUUUUUAAGCAUAAUCUUUUUAAUUUUCUUUAGUUCCCAGCGCGUCUCCGAAGUAACGGCUUAGUAAGUUGAGAAGUAAUAGUAAACUAUCAGUAUUCAUUCCAAUUUUUUUGAUAUGACCAGCUUUUGCUCUGGGCCAUAUCAUAAAGUUGUUCUGUUCGUCUGUGUCUGUAAAGUGAAAUCGCAGAACGCACUGAAUAUAAUAUAAUGACUGUGAAGCUACACUUUUAUUACAUGUAUGUCUUACUGUUAUAUUCCUAUUUAUAUAAAAAUAGUCCCAAUUUACCAGAAGAUUUUUUUUUGAUAAUUCAGUCUUCUAGUAAGGUUACCUAUGUACAAAAAAUGUAGUUUGACUUGAACUUUCCAUCGAUCUGACGGAUUAUUAAAAACCGCCAUGACACUGAAAUCAGCGUUCUAAAUGAUGAAUGGUUUUGUUGAUUCUGUACCUUCUAAAUGUUUAAAGCACUUUAGAAAUUAUCGCACGUCAAUGUAUCACAAUUUUAGUUCUCUGUAAUAAAUUCUAAACUCAA
Messenger RNA from Dufourea novaeangliae, 2726 nucleotides. Its product is annotated as ATP-dependent RNA helicase p62-like. Gene Ontology annotation, molecular function: ATP binding; RNA binding; RNA helicase activity. The coding region runs from base 143 to 1738 and encodes 531 amino acids. The record is from RefSeq and is a predicted model, not a curated record. Gene Ontology annotation, cellular component: cytoplasm; ribonucleoprotein complex; nucleus. Lineage: Eukaryota; Metazoa; Arthropoda; Insecta; Hymenoptera; Halictidae. The transcript is spliced from 7 exons.